AUGGGGUCAGCGCUAGCGCGGCCCCAACCCAGACCGGAAGGAGGAAAAAGCCAGACUGGGGCGAGUUCUACAAGAAUGGGAUCCCGAAGGAAGUUAUUGUCAUCGAUGAUACUCCACCGCCGGAGCAGUCCAAGGGCUCCGCUCGCAACUUCGCGACGACGUCCACUGCGACGGCCGCCUCCAACGGAAACCUGCCCCAGCCCGCGGGAAAGAAACGGCGCACCGGGGUCGAGUCAGCAUUCGAUCAUAAAACUUCUUGGCCAGGGAACGUUUGGAAAAGUGGUUGAAGCGUUUGAUAAGCAUCGCAAGACCCGUGUUGCGGUCAAGAUCAUUCGUUCCAUUCAGAAGUACCGUGACGCGUCGCGGAUUGAGCUUCGAGUGCUGUCGACAUUGGCUUCGAACGACAGGCAAAAUCGAAACAAAUGCAUCCAUUUACGCGAUUGCUUUGAUUAUCGCAACCAUAUUUGCAUUGUCACGGACUUGCUGGGGCAAAGUGUUUUUGAUUUUCUGAAGGGAAACGGCUUCGUCCCCUUUCCCAGUAGCCAAAUUCAGAACUUUGCUCGGCAGUUGUUCACCAGCGUGGCCUUUUUGCACGAUCUCAACCUUAUUCACACCGACCUGAAGCCCGAAAAUAUCCUCCUUGUCAGUAAUGCCUAUCAAACCUUCACCUACAACCGCACGAUCCCAUCGUCGUCACACGCAAUCUCCCGCAGCGCACGUCAAAGACGGGUUUUGUUGGACAGCGAGAUUCGUCUGAUUGAUUUUGGAUCCGCGACCUUCGAUGACGAAUACCACUCUUCCGUUGUUUCCACCAGACAUUACCGGGCGCCAGAGAUCAUUCUGAACCUCGGCUGGAGUUUCCCUUGUGAUAUCUGGAGUAUCGGCUGUAUACUGGUCGAGUUCUUCACUGGAGACGCUCUUUUCCAGACCCAUGACAAUUUGGAACAUCUUGCCAUGAUGGAGGCUGUCAUAGGCGACCGGAUCGAUACUCGUCUUGUACGACAAGUGAUGCAAGGCGGACGGAGUGGAAGCCAGAACCAGUCGGCCAAAUACUUCAUCCGCAACAAGCUUGAUUAUCCCAAUGAUGAAACUACUCGUGCCUCGCGGAAGUAUGUGAGGGCUAUGAAACAAAUGACAGAUUUUAUUCCCACCACCACCAAGUUCCACCGUUUAUUCCUGGAUCUUCUUCAACGCAUUUUCGUUUAUGACCCCAAGAACCGGAUCACGGCCAAGGACGCUCUCAAGCACCCCUGGUUCAAAGAAUCAAUCGUGGAUGAUGGCACUGAAGCUCUGCGGAUUGGGGAGCAGUUGCAGCGCAACACCCAACGCCGCUAG
Messenger RNA from Aspergillus oryzae RIB40, 1335 nucleotides. RefSeq names its product putative protein kinase (Lkh1). Bases 1 to 1335 code for a protein of 444 amino acids. Gene Ontology annotation, biological process: protein phosphorylation. Lineage: Eukaryota; Fungi; Ascomycota; Eurotiomycetes; Eurotiales; Aspergillaceae. Gene Ontology annotation, molecular function: protein kinase activity; ATP binding. The transcript is spliced from 5 exons. Gene Ontology annotation, cellular component: nucleus. The record is from RefSeq and is a predicted model, not a curated record.